Molecule: messenger RNA, 2085 nt
Organism: Mesitornis unicolor (brown roatelo)
Lineage: Eukaryota; Metazoa; Chordata; Aves; Mesitornithiformes; Mesitornithidae
Gene: CEP68
Product: centrosomal protein 68kDa
Exons: 5
Coding region: 1-2085 (694 amino acids)
Source: RefSeq, a predicted model, not a curated record
AUGGCCAUGGAUGUGGGAAAGUCCCUUUCUGAGGGCUUGCUGAGCAGGAAGCCCGAGGGUGAUGACAGAUGGGACUCCACAGAGGUGGAGACUGACUACGCGGAGCUAGUGAACAGCCCACGCUGGCUUUUAGAGGCAGAGGAAGCCAAGCCCUGCCUGCGAGGGAUGGAGAGCGUGGCAGUGAGUGGAUGCAGUCACUUGGCCACUGGUGUUACCCAGGGAGGCUUGAGUUACUGCCAAGAAGUGUCUUUAGCAUCCACAUCCAGAUUUUCCAGAGCAAGAGCAAGCCUCUCGGAGACAGAGAUGUUAAUUGGUAGAGCCGCUGAUGGUGGUGAUGGGUCUCAUCGUGUUGGCCACCGGUUCCUCUCCUCAGAAGAACAGCAGGUGAAGGCAUUGGGCUGUUGCGACCUGGUGUCCAGCCCUCCCAGCCGAUGCAACUCUGCAGAGGAGAGCAUCCUUGCUGCCAGCUGCCACCAUGCCCAUGCCAGCCAGUGGAGCCAAAGGCUGGCAUCUCAAUCCCCAUUUUCCUCCACCCCGGAGCUCCUGCAGCCCCAAACCCCCCUCAGCCCCGAGAGUGCCCUGCAGAACCACUCCGCAUCAAGCUUCUCUACUCUGUCUUCAGAAGGAAAUGGCCUCUCCAAAGAGCAAUCCCAAAUCUUGCCAGCCAGUGUGGACAUGCCUUCUCCUGUGGCCGGUGCCACCCAGGACCCAUACUGUCGGUGGGGUGCGGCAGAGGGCAGGGCACCAUGGGUGCACAAGCCCUUCAACCUUCUGUGUGAUGACCGCACCACCAUGGGGCGCAUCAGAGAGAUGUCGUCCUACCAAGCCAAUUACUGGGUGUGCACCAUACCGGAUUCGUUACCUCCAUCCCCCAACCGUCACUCGCCCCACUGGAACCCCAAUAAAGAGUACGAGGAUUUGCUGGAUUAUGCUUAUCCUCUGAAGCCAACAUACAAGCUGGGAAAGAUGCCGGAGCCUUUCCUCCAUGACUCAGGAAUAGAUUUGGACAGCUUUUCUGUUUCCCCUGCAGGUACGUCAAGGUCCACCAGCAUCUACGGCCGAGGUGACAAGGCUCAGGGAGGCAGAGAAAAUGGACAUCAGAGGUUCAUGGCCUCUGCAGAGAAGUACUCCACCCCAGGGCCUGGAAAAAGGGGCUGCUCAGGAGCUGGCUCAUACUAUGAACCUUUACCUAUUGCAAAAACAUCCUUGACAAAGAGUGCUUCCUUUCAUCCUUCCAGAGGUUUUGCUAAGGAUGUAAUGCCCGAGUCAGCUGGGCCGGGCUUAUCUGGCUGCCCUGCUGUGGAUGGGAGAAGCUGGUGCCCCAGGGGGAGCCCCGGCCCAGGCUACAAAAGGCAGGCAGAAAGCACUAAUGGGUUUUUACCUACAACACGAGUGCUCCCCCUGAGGCGAGACUGGGAGGGUGAUGAAGAAUUCCUCUCCCUGCCUCCAAGGCUGCAGGAGCUGGAAAGACUGGCUCAGUUUUUGUCCAGUCUUUCCUUAACUAUAAGGACACCCAGGCAGGACCACUGCAACCCUCCACGUCACAGCAACUGCAGGCAGCCCCUCUCAUCUGAGGUGGCUCUUUCUGGGGAAGCAGGUGACAGGGACGAAAGACGGAAUGUUGAGGAUUAUGCUGGGCUGUGGCACCCAUCUCAAAAGCCCAGCUGGGAAAACACUGAAUCGUGUGGCCGGAUCCCUAGGGAUCCUCUGCGGGGGCUUCAUCUACCAACCGGUCUUGAGGACACGUUGGAUGGGACGUGCCGAAAUGAGCCAUGGGUCAAGGGGCAUCUGAAGAAGAGCCAGGAGAGUGAGUCCCUUGCCCAGUGCAUUAAGAUGUUCUGCUGCCAGCUGGAAGAGCUGAUUCACUGGCUGUACGACGUCGCGGACAUCACCAACAGCUGGGUCCCAGCAGCGACGGGUGCCGAGAGUGCGAAGGCAUCGCUGCACCGCUAUUCAGAGUUCAGGAAAGAUGUGGCUGACCACCGGAGCCUGACGGAGAGUGUGCUGGAGAGGGGAGAAGCUCUCCUCGACUGCAUGGCAGCGAAUUCCCCAGGUGCUGCCUCUGUCAGACCUGGGCUUCGUUAG